Messenger RNA from Daphnia pulex (common water flea), 1506 nucleotides. RefSeq lists its product as uncharacterized. The record is from RefSeq and is a predicted model, not a curated record. Lineage: Eukaryota; Metazoa; Arthropoda; Branchiopoda; Diplostraca; Daphniidae. The coding region runs from base 235 to 1113 and encodes 292 amino acids. The transcript has 6 exons. Gene Ontology annotation, molecular function: nucleic acid binding.
UCACAAAAGCGAAUGGUUCAAAAGAACCGCCAACGCCAAGUAAACCUACGACUGUCGUCAUCUGGUGGCAGUAAUAGGAAGCUGCUUGUUGUGUCAACAACAUCGGCAACAAUAACACCUUCGUUUGCGAAAAUAUUGGGGUCAAAAUCUAGCCCCUGCUUUCUCUGAAAAGGCUGGAUUGGACGGGAGCCAUUACUUUCACUUUCCUUGUUGAUAACAGGACUUCGCGAUAAAAUGGGGGUAAUUAAACGCUCAAAGUUCCAACACAUUUCGCCUUUGGAGACUGGACCAGUUUUGCCAGAAAGUGAUUCUGUACCUGAGUUAGCCCCACCACAAAAUGUUCCUGCUACUGAGACUCUUACCCAACAAACUCUAAACCAGCUUCGACCAAUAAGGGCUUCCAGACCUCCUUGUUUCCAUAAGAAUUCAUCAGGAAAGAAUCGCUCUAGCCGCAAGUCAGAUAAUGGACAGGAGAAAAUUCCCAAAGGGCAAAAGAAACAAAGACGUUAUCACAACAACAAGUUCUUACUCAAUUUGGCUGAAUCUGAUGAAGACAAAAGAAUUGAACCUGGAUUUACUGAACCUCACUCAGUAUUUGCUACCUUGCUACAGGAACCUGACAAAAUGGGGGCUUGGAAUGCAUUCUUAAACCUCACUGAAGAUGAUCAGCUCGCUAUUAUUGCCAAUAAUGAAAUAUUUGCUUAUUUCAACAAUGAGCCAGUAUUAGAUCAAGUGCCACCUGCUGUCGUCGAAAAAAUUGUCAGUUAUCGUGAAAGGCGCCGAAACAUGACUGCUGAAGAGGCCUUUUGCACUUUGUGCCCUAAACUGAAAUCUAUAUUCACAAAGCGUCAUUUCCCUAUGGGAAUGCUAGCUCAACUGGAGAAUGAAGUCCUUGAUUUUUUCCUGGACGCCCCGGAAGGAACGUGCAUUAUCGAGAGGCAGUGCAGUUUCGAUCGACUCCUUCUUCACGCCAUCACGCGGUUCAAUUUUCUUUGUUCACAAAGUUUCUCAACUGAAGAUAAUCGCCGGGAAACUCACAUCCGCAAUAUUUGUCCGGAUUUCAUCCCACCACCCGUUUCUCUUUCCGAAUACAUCCAAAAGAAGCGUCGCUAGUCUGUUGCAAGAAAAGACUUGGGCAAUCAUCGGAAAUGAAAUUUUUCAUAGAAAAAUGACCUCUUAUUUUAAAUCUUAAGUUCAAUGUGUUCCCAGUUUAGAAAUUUCCGGCAAGAUUUUCUUCUUUUUUUCUUUGGGAUAAAUUUUUUUACCCAGAGAUUUGUUUAUUUCCGUAAUUUAUGCUUUUGAUGUAGCAUGUCUUUUUUUCGGUUUGGUUUGCUGUUUCAGGAUGGGGCGGUUCACUAAGCAAGGGGAGAUGCAAUUUGGUUUUCUAUUCAUAGACAUAGAGAAAUUGUAGAGACAUUUUUUGUUUAAUUGUUUUCAUGGUAUUGAAAGUAUGCAAUAAUAGGAUAAAGAAGUCUCUGUUAUCAACAAAUAGAUACUUUGAAAAUA